CCAUGGGGGAGAUCAGGCAGUUGGAGAUGCUGUGGCUGUGAGGAAUGAUCUUAUCCAGUCCCUGCCAUGGCCCCUGGGAUUGCCUGCUCAUCUCUCUUUACCUGCUGCCUGCUCUUCACCCUCCUCUGCUCUCCCCUCGCUAUGUCCCAGCCCCAGAAAGAAGCUGCCUUUGGGGCCGAGUCUCUGCCCACUGGCACUAGUGCUGCCUCAGUCUCGGAGUACACAUACCCAGAUUACCGGGGCAAGGGCUGUGUGGACGAGAAUGGCUUUGUGUACGAAAUUGGUGAGGAGUUCACUCCAGGUCCUGCUGCCUGUCCCUGUGUCUGUACUGAGGAUGGGCCACUGUGUAUCAAACCCGAGUGUCCCAGCCUACAUCCCCGAUGCAUCCGCGUGGACACCAGACGCUGCUGCCCUGAGUGCAAAGAAAUUAAAAACUACUGUGAAUUCCGGGAAAAGAAAUACAAACGGCUGGAGGAAUUUGCAGUUUCUCCCUGUGAGAAAUGUCGCUGUGAGUCCAAUGGUGAAGUGCACUGUGCGGUAGCAGAAUGUGCUCCAGUUGAAUGUGUGGAUCCAGUGUAUGAGCCAGACCAGUGCUGCCCCAUUUGCAAAGAUGGACCCAACUGUUUUGCAGGAAUAACUGUGAUCCCAGCCGGCCGAGAGAUGAAGAUUGAUGAAUGCACUACUUGCCAUUGUUCCUACGAGGGUGACACUUGGAAGGUUGACCUCCAGGCAACGUGCAUCAAACAUGACUGCAAAGAAAUCUAGAGAAAAGAUUGUAUAGUGAAACAAAAAAAAGCCUUUGUUAUUUUGGGUAUUAAAUAAGAC
Messenger RNA from Callorhinchus milii (elephant shark), 825 nucleotides. RefSeq names its product brorin. The record is from RefSeq and is a predicted model, not a curated record. The transcript has 4 exons. NCBI's taxonomy places the organism in Eukaryota, Metazoa, Chordata, Chondrichthyes, Chimaeriformes, Callorhinchidae. Gene Ontology annotation, cellular component: AMPA glutamate receptor complex. Gene Ontology annotation, molecular function: protein binding. Gene Ontology annotation, biological process: negative regulation of BMP signaling pathway. The coding region runs from base 67 to 765 and encodes 232 amino acids.